GGCUUUCUUAUUUUCGGGUUUCUGCAAUAUGUAAAAAAAAACAGGUAAAAGAUCAGUUAGGUCGAGAAAUCGAAGAUGGACAAAGCAAGAGAAGCCUUGACCGUGGGAGAAGAGGACUCGCGUGUUCUCACUAAGCUGGAAGUUCGCCCCCACCGCGCCGGUGAUGACGCCAGUUUCUACGAAGGUUUCGCUCUCCGAGGACUACGUGUCGAAACCAUCAGUCCAGGCUACCUCUCCUGCUCCUUCAAAGUUCCUCCUCGCCUCACCGACAGGAAUGGGAACAUGUCGUUAGGGGCUAUCGCUAAUUUGGUUGAUGAGGUGGGAGGGGCAGCCAUGCAUGCUGACGGCCAUCACAUGAAGGUCUCUGUCGACAUAUCCAUCUCUUUUCUCGCCAACGCUAAGCUUCAUGUCGGUAAUAUGAGUCCACCUUCCUUAAACUUUUACUCUUUUUAAUAUUUGCUUUUCUUUAUAAGUAUGCAACUAUUACACUAUGAUUUGGAGUUAGAAUUCAAAAUUAGGGUGAAAAGAAAGGAAUUCGAAAUAAAAGUGGAUUGCUUUUUUAAAUUUUAGUUUAAUGGCUCAUUUGGUUGACUAUAGAUGAAAAGUGAUGUGGGAAAUUUAUCAUUAGAUCGUUAGAAGAAGAGGAUGCUUGAAGGAUUUCCAAGAUCAAGAGAAUAAAUCAAGCUCAAAGGCUUCAAUUCAUAUAAUAUUCAUCAAUUGCCUUUUUCCUACUACAAUAAUUAUAUUUAUAAACUAGGGAGAACAUUCUAGAAUGCAUAUAACAAACAUGUAACAAACUUAGAUAAGUUAUUCAUAAGGGAUUAUUUAGCUAAUGAUGUUCCACAUCAUACUCCCCUAGCAUCAAAAGAACUAGACUCCGUCGAGACGUUUCAUCGAUGGGGAGGUAAGUGUAGAGAACAUAAGCAAUCCUCCUGGGUCGAAGAUUUUGAAUACCCACAAAAGAUUUUUCAGCAAUCAUAAUAAAGCAUGAAUACCAUAAUAAACCAUAUCCUUGUUGUGCUUACAGAGGAUCCCAAGGAUCGUGGCAGAAUUUUCCUUAGCCUUUGAAGAACCCGUCUUAG
Molecule: messenger RNA, 1082 nt
Organism: Dendrobium catenatum
Lineage: Eukaryota; Viridiplantae; Streptophyta; Magnoliopsida; Asparagales; Orchidaceae
Exons: 2
Coding region: 76-453 (125 amino acids)
Molecular function (GO): fatty acyl-CoA hydrolase activity
Source: RefSeq, a predicted model, not a curated record